CCGAAGGCUUCCCGUUCUAGUUCCACUGAGCGCUGACCGACCUACGUCAGCGUCGCCUCAUCCAACCCCUCCCCCGCCGUGCCACGCCUCUUACACUUGAUUGGGCGGUGGGCGUAGGUUCUGGGUUCGUGAGGCGUUGUGGGCGGGGCCGGGGGCGCGCGCUGAUGCCUGGCGGUGGGGUUUGGGCGCGAGGCGCUGGUGCGCGGGAGACAAACGGAGAGAGCGGGAAAAGGGACAGGCGCGCGUGGCUAACCCGGAUCACGGAGGAUCGCGGGACCACCACCCCCAGGGAAGAGCCACCGGGAGCAGCGGGCACACACGCCGCCCACAAAGACACCGUCACCACCGACCCGGUGCUGUACCCAUCUGCGUGCUUCCAGCAGUGUCUGUGCUCAGUGUGGCAGCGUCCUCACAGGCAUCAUGGCGAAGGUGCAAAUACUCAACAUGGUGGUCCUCGACAACCCCUGCCCAUUCCGCAACCCCUUCCAGUUCGAGAUUACCUUUGAAUGUAUAGAAGAUCUGCCAGAUGAUCUGGAAUGGAAAAUAAUAUAUGUGGGUUCAGCAGAAAGUGAGGAUUAUGACCAAGUUCUAGACUCUGUACUGGUAGGCCCAGUCCCUGCCGGACGUCACAUGUUUGUGUUUCAGGCAGAUGCUCCAAAUUCAAGCCUUAUCCCAGAGUCUGAUGCUGUGGGGGUUACGGUCGUCCUAAUCACAUGCACAUACAGAGGACAGGAGUUCAUCAGAGUCGGCUAUUAUGUCAAUAAUGAGUACUCUGACCCUGAGCUGAGAGAGAAUCCACCGUUGAAGCCAGACUUCAGUCAGCUUCAAAGGAACAUCCUGGCAUCAAAUCCACGUGUGACACGCUUUCAUAUCAAUUGGGAUAGUGCUAGUGAAUCAAAGAUGGAAGAUAUUGAAAAUGUGGACCCUGCCUCCCAUGCUAUGCUACCCCCGUCUUGUGCCCCCACUAAGGGCCUCACUGGUGCACUUAACACAAUCCCAGAGAACUCAAUGGACUGCAUAUAAGUACUGUAAUGCUGGGGCGUGCAAGCCUACCAAGGAAAUCUGCUUACAGUCAACUAUUUAACCAUGCCCUUUCCCCCUUAAAAAAAAAAAAAAGUUAAAAAGAACUAAAUAGCAGCGGCAACUUCCGAAUCAGAGUAUGAUCUGUUUGGCCACUGCCAACCUUUCUAUUUUGCAUGAUGUCCUCAGGCUCCAGAGUCUCUAUCUUGAAGGUAAUAAUAAUCUGCUACUAAAGUAAAUUUGAGGAAGAUUUGCCUAGUCAAGUGUAGCUUUGGCUAGAAUUCCUUUCUCUAUAUUUCCUUAUUGAUGGUCUGAUACUGCCUUCUGUUAGGUGGCUAAUAUGGUUCUGCCAGAAGAUGUCCAGGAUUAAUAGCACUUGGAUUUUUGAUAAAUGGGGCAUGUGAUUCUACAGGGAUCACCCCUCUCACUGUUCAGCUGAUUGACGCUGGCAGAGAUCGUAGCUCCAUACACCUGCCCAUCAUGAAACGCUAAAGGAGAUCUUCCAGUUUAGUUUGUUCUGACUGCAGUCCUUUGUUAUAGUAGAUAUUAAUUUCUGUGGGCACAGCUGUAUUUCCUCUCCUUCUGUGAGACACUGCCAUCUCUAAAUUCUAGUGCAGCAUUCCUGCAACAGGAACUUUUUUUAUUAUUAUUAUUACACACUAGCACGUCUUUGUCUCCUGCAAUGAAUAAGUGAGAAAUUGGUGGUGUCCAAUGAAAGCUGUAUUGUUUGCGUUGUGAUUAGAGCCAAAACUUUCUGCACACAAAGGACUAUUCCCAGGAGUUGGAUAUACCUUCUGAUUGUCAUGAUACACGGGGAGGAACUCCUCAAAGUGCAGUCUACUUCUGGUGCUCUCUCCUCAUGUAGAGGAAUAGAAUAAGCACUUACCAACUCCUGCUCCAAGCUCAUUGUGGCCAAAGCCACCACCUCAAGAGCGUACCUCGCACUCCACCGGGACUGUCCAUUCACAGACCAUAGGAAACCACCUCAGCUCGUACAGCACUCGGGUUCUUUAUACCACAAUUUUAAGGCAGAUUUGUUUGAUGUUCCUGCCUCCAGCAUUCUCAUUUUGUUACUGUGGCACAUCUUAAAGCCAUGUGUAUUUUCUUAUUUUAUAUAUUUGUGAGUAGGAAUUUCCAUAAAUAAAAGCACUUGAGCAGGGUGUACCAAUGUUCUCGUAUGUUCCCUGUAUCAGCGCUUUGGAAUUAUGCUGUAAUUGUAUCUAUUUGUGUAACUGGUUAUUGAUAAUACCAUUUGUAAUGUUAAAUAUCUUUCCACUUCCAUGCUUUGGCACAUAGAUUCUAUGUGUGGUAUGUAUAUAGAUUUCCUGUAUGGUAUGUAUAUUUGUGGAAAUAGCUGUGGAAGAUACCCUGAUCUUCCUUCACUACGGAAGCUGUUAUAGGACACUCUUCAACCAGGAACGAAAAAAUAUAACAUGUCAUUCUUGUGUUACAGCUUUCCCUGGUUGCCUUCAGCCAGACAUUACCCUCAUCAUGGGUAACUUGAUCAUCCUCCAGGGCAUAGAGAUCUAGAUCUAUAGGGAAAGCGGUCUGUCUAAUAUUGCUGCUGAAAACACUAUUUGUCACAAGCUGUCUUUGUUCUGUGGUAGACCAUUUCCAUUGUUUUCUAGAACAAAUAUAUAGGCUAAGGAUGAUAUGGACUAAUCUGAACAAAAUAAAAGUCCUUCACUUGUUUGAUUGCAGCAAAAUAA
This is a messenger RNA of Pseudophryne corroboree (corroboree frog), 2729 nucleotides long. Its product is annotated as histone chaperone asf1b. NCBI's taxonomy places the organism in Eukaryota, Metazoa, Chordata, Amphibia, Anura, Myobatrachidae. Gene Ontology annotation, biological process: DNA replication-dependent chromatin assembly. Gene Ontology annotation, cellular component: nucleus; chromatin. Bases 421 to 1023 code for a protein of 200 amino acids. Gene Ontology annotation, molecular function: histone binding. The record is from RefSeq and is a predicted model, not a curated record. The transcript has 5 exons.